AUGGCGGACAAGGAGGCUACAGUCUAUAUUGUAGAUGUCGGAAGAUCCAUGGGCGAACGUCGAUGUGGCCGCUCUGUCACGGAUCUUGAAUGGGCCAUGCAAUAUGUCUGGGACAGAAUCACCACAACGGUUGGUACUGGCCGAAAGACAGCUACAGUCGGAGUGGUGGCCUUGCGAACAGAUGAGACGAAAAAUGAGCUCCAGGAGGAUUCCAGCUUUGCCAAAAUUUCGGUCAUCUCAAAUAUUCAACAAUUCCUCAUGCCCGAUAUUCGACGGUUGCGAGACGCAAUCAAACCGAGUCAAACUAACAAAGGCGACGCCAUCUCUUCUAUUAUCAUUGCCAUUCAAAUGAUCAGCACUUACUGCAAAAAACUAAAGUACAAGCGAAAAAUAGUGCUGGUCACUAAUGGCAACGGAAUGAUGAGUAGCGAGGACCUUGACAAAAUUCAGGAAAAGAUUAAAGAAGACAACAUCGAAUUAGUGGUGAUCGGAGCUGAUUUCGACGACCCAGAGUAUGGCGUAAAAGAAGAAGACAAGAGCCCUCGGAAAGCUGAGAAUGAAUCUCUUCUUCGUGAGUUUGUCGAAGGCUGCGAUGGUGUCUACGGUACGCUAGAGCAGGCAGUCUCCGAAUUGGAAAUCCCUCGCAUCAAGGUGACGAAGAGCAUGCCGUCUUUCAAGGGGUUUCUCUCGCUUGGCGACUCAUCGAAGUAUGAAACAGCCCUCCGCAUCCCUGUCGAGCGCUAUUUCCGCACCUAUGUUGCGAAACCUCCAUCUGCUAGCUCUUUUGUUCUGCGUGCCGGUGGUGCACCAGGCCAAGAAGAGGCUGAGGGGCGCUCGGAUCAGAACAAAAGCGGAAGCGAUGCUCUUACCACUGUCAGAACGUCACGGACCUAUCAAAUUAUCGAUGAAUCUGCGCCAGGGGGAAAGGCUGAUGUUGAGAGCGAGGAUCUGGCGAAGGGAUACGAGUACGGACGCACAGCCGUACAUAUCAGCCAGACCGAUGAGAAUAUAACUACACUAGAGACUUCUGCGGGCCUUGAACUCAUUGGGUUCGUCAAAAAAGAGCAGUAUGACCGGUACUUGCACAUGUCCAAUACCAACAUCAUCAUUCCACAACGGGCAAAUGACAAGGCCUCUCUCGCAUUAUCUUCAUUUAUCCAUGCUCUAUUCGAGACAGAUGCAUAUGCCAUAGCCCGUUUGGUGACCAAGGAAUCUAAGCCGCCCGUGAUUGUGUUGCUAACACCGUCCAUCGAGUCUGAGUACGAAUGCCUCAUUGAAGCACAGCUUCCAUUUGCUGAGGACGUCCGCUCAUACCGAUUCCCGCCACUCGACAAGGUCGUUACCGUCUCUGGGAAGAUAGUCACUGAGCACCGGAAUUUGCCAAGUGACAACUUACAGCAAGCAAUGAGUGAUUAUGUCGACAGCAUGGAAUUAGAGGAAGAAGAGCUUCCUAUUGAUGACUCAUUCUCUCCGCUUCUACAUCGGAUCGAAGCAGCUGUGCGGUAUCGCGCCGUGCAUCCUGAUCAUCCUACCCUUGAACCAUCUGAUCAGUUGACGAAAUUCGCACAUCCCGACGAGCAGCUACUGAACAAGUCACGAAAUUACCUAGAGCAAUUGAUAUCUACUGCAGACGUCAAGAAAGUUCCUCCUAGAACAAAGGGCCGCAAGCGCCAACGGGAAACCGAGAAGCCCCUCUCCGGGCUCGACGUGGACGCCCUGCUCAACCUAGAACCCAAGCGCGCCAAGAUAUCUGCGGAGAAUGCCAUCCCUGAGUUCAGGCAGAUGCUCUCGCACGCUGAGAGUCUCGAGGUGAUUCACGAUGCUGUCAAGCAGAUGGCUAGCAUUAUCGAGACACAGAUCAAGAACAGCCUCGGUGAAGCGAACUACGAGCGCGUUGUGGAGGGCCUAGGGACUAUGCGUGAAGAAUUGGUUGAUUAUGAGGAGCCUGCACUUUAUAAUGACCUUCUGCGAUCGCUGAAGGGAAAGAUCCUCCGUGAAGAGCUCGGUGGGGAUCGGCGCGAACUGUGGUGGCUUGUACGUAAGGGCAAGCUCGGUCUUAUUGACCGGAGCCUCUCGGAGAGGUCUGAAGUUUCUGAGGAGGAAGCGAAAGAAUUCUUCUCGGCCAAUUGA
Molecule: messenger RNA, 2130 nt
Organism: Penicillium macrosclerotiorum
Lineage: Eukaryota; Fungi; Ascomycota; Eurotiomycetes; Eurotiales; Aspergillaceae
Product: ATP-dependent DNA helicase 2 subunit KU80
Exons: 11
Coding region: 1-2130 (709 amino acids)
Biological process (GO): cellular response to gamma radiation; double-strand break repair via nonhomologous end joining; telomere maintenance
Cellular component (GO): nucleus; Ku70:Ku80 complex
Molecular function (GO): telomeric repeat DNA binding; double-stranded DNA binding; damaged DNA binding
Source: RefSeq, a predicted model, not a curated record